CCGUGUUGUCGAUCCAGUCUGCGCUCCUCGGCAGAAAGGUGCGAGGGGAGAGAAUUAAAGCGUCUCCACCAACCGCUUCGCUUCGCAGCAUCUCCGCUCAAAGCUACCGCGCUGCAGCCAGGAUUUUUAAGUCUUCGUCCCACAUUUUUUUUCCUCUUCCACGGAGUUUCAUAACUUUUUGCAUCCAAAGAUGAGUUUACACACGUCCCAGAGAAACCGCAAAUCCGGUUCUAGGCCCGACCUGAGUGGGGGAACUCAACUCUAUGACCGGAGUGAAGUGCACGGUGGUAAUGGAUACGGACAGGAGUACAUGGACGGCGCAGGAUACAAUACAUACAGCUACUCAAAGACUUCAAUGGGAGGUGGUGGAGGAGUACAGGGCCAAUCCACCGCCAGUGCCCUCCAACAGAAGGCCUACAUCCUGCAGGGCCAAUGUCAGGAGUACCUGAGGAAGGCAGAACACUGCCUACAGGCUGGUGGCGACUCUGGGCGUUCCACAGUCGAGGCAGAGCGCUUCAUGGCCAUGGCCAAAGAGACUAUAGAGCAGCUGAAGGCAUGUGCUCGGGACCUGAGCCACAUGGGCCAAUCCAACGACAACGUGUUCCGAAGUAUUGAGCUGUUUAGGGACCAGUUAAAGGGAGUCCACAUGGCCGUAUACGGGACCAUGCAGAGGCGGAGCAGGGGGAGUGGUGCAUGGGAGGAAGCUGGGAGGAGCUUCAACGAGGCCAUUGCCUGGAUUGGACAGCAGAAGCGUCUCAUAGAGACCUCUCCCUGGGGAGACGACUCUGCAGCCAUCGAGCAGCAGCUGAUCAGCCACAACAAGUUUCACAGCUCCAUACAGAGAAGUGCAGAGGUGGACAAAGCCAAGGAUGAACUGUUCAAGAAAGGAGACAAGGCCAACCAGCACGCUCUGGAUCAGGAAUGGGACACGCUGCAGAAAAUGUCUCAUGGCCGUAGCAACCAGCUGAGAGAGCUGCAGCAAAUCAUUGAGGAGAUCAGCAGAGAAAUCAUGUGGGUGAAUGAGAGAGAGGAGGAGGAGCUGGUGUUCGACUGGGGGGAGAAAAACAUCGACCUCUACAUUCCCAAGAAGCAGGAGAGCUACUCGAAACUGAUGAGUACCCUGGAGGAGAAGGAGAAAGACCUGAAUAAACUGAAGUUGAAAGUGGACAGCCUUCUGAAGAAUCAUCACCCUGCCUCUGACAAGAUCGAGGCCUACAUGGACACUCUGCAGACCCAGUGGAGCUGGCUCCUCCAGAUCACCAAGUGUAUUCAUGUCCACCUGAAGGAGAAUGCUGCAUACAGCCAGUUCUUCAAGGAGGCCAAUGAGACGUACAGCAAGCUGCAGAAGGAGCAUGAGAACAUCCGUAGGAAGUUCACCAGCGACAGGAACACACCUCUGGAAAACCUGCUGGAACUACUCAACAGCCUGGAGAUGGAGAAAGAGUGGAUCUUGGAGAAUAAGAGGCAGGUGCAGCACCUGGUCAACAUGUCCAAAAGCAUCGUGAGGCUGAGGCCACGUAACCCUGAGGAAGAGAAGAGCAGCAGUCCUGUUAUGGUACAGGCCCUGUGUGACUUCAAACAGGACCAGAAGGUAAUUCUGAAGGGCAACGAGGGCAUCCUGAAAGACAACUCCCAGCGUAGUAAGUGGCAGGUAACAGGACCAGGAGGACUGGACAUGCUGGUGCCUUCUGUCUGUCUGCUGGUGCCACCACCCAAUUCCCUGGGCAUCAACCUGGCCAACAAGAAUGAACAGUACUAUGAGGCCAUCCUGUCUGUGUGGAACCAGCUCUACAUCAACAUCAAAAGUCUCAUCUCAUGGCAGUACUGUGUCCAGGACAUCGCACGCAUCAACUCCCUCACCAUCACCAUGCUGUCCCAUAUGCGUCCUGAGGAGUACCGCAGCAUCCUGAAGGGUCUGGAGACCCACUACUCAGAGUUCAUACACUGUUGCCAUGGCUCUGAGAUGUUCAAGGACGAGGACAAGAGGAGCAUCGAGAGCCAGUACACUGGAGCCCAGGCUCACUACGACCAACUGGUGGUCCAGCUACCUGCUUACACUGCACAACAGACCGCCAACGAAGGGAGGAUCAAGGCAGAGGAGGAGGCUAGGAUACUGGUGGUCAAUCAAGAGGAGGCAAAGAAGAUAGAGGAGACCAAGAUAGUGGAGGUUAAGCAACAGGAUGUGAAAAAGGGGGUGGUUAAGAAGGUGAAGAAGAAAGUGGUGGUGACGUCACACAGCCUGACGGAGCUGCACACGCUCAGACAGCGCCUGGAGGAGGCGGAGGCGGGGCUUACCCAGCACAUCCAUAUCUGUCUGGGAGAGGACGGAGCGCACGACUGUGGCCUGAGGAUUAGCCAACUAGAGUCUGUACAGAGGGAUGUGAACUCUAUCCGUGAGGAGUACCAGCGUCUGAAUGAGCAUGUUCUGAAGGAACUAGAGGGCAUGACUGACUCUGACAAGGCCACGUUCUUACGCAGCCAACUCAGCCUCAUCAACGAGAGACUGGGCAGUCUGGACGGGUGCUCCGCCGCCUACCUACAGAGGCUGCGGGCUCUAAGGGCCCUCCUGGAGAGUGAGUCCAGGGCUGAGGACAUCAUUAAGGUCCACGAGGCCAGACUGACAGAGAAGGAGACCACAUCCCUAGAUCCUGCAGAGGUGGAGGACUACAGGUCCACUCUGAAGAGUAUGAGGGCAGAGCUGGAGGGGAAGAGGGACAUCCUGGUCUCCAUGGAGACUGAGCUCGGGAAGGCGGUCCACUGGAACGGCCAGGUGGGCGGAACCUUCCACAGGUGUGACGUGGACCUGUCCAGAUACAGUGAACAAGUCACCCAGCUGUCUGACCGCUGGAGACGCCUCCAGAGCCAGAUAGACUUCAGACUGAGGGACCUAGAGGGGUACCAGGGGCGACUCCAGCAGUACACCACCACUAGCUCAGUCCUCAGUGAGUGGAUCGGUACUACGCGUCAGAAACAGGACGCCCUGCAGGCCACCAAGAUAGACAGCAUCACAGCCCUAGACGAACACCUCAACCAGCAGAAGGCUCUGAACUCUGAGAUCAAGGUGAAGAGAGAGAGUGUUGAGAGUGUUCUGAGAGACACUGACGCCUGUGUGAACUCCAUCAAGGAUUAUGAGCUGGAGUUGGCUUCAUACAGUGCUGGUCUAGAGACUCUACUGAACAUCCCUAUGAAGAGGACCAUGCCACAGUCUCCUUCUACUCAGCUCACAGAGGAGGCUACUCUACUGCAGACCCGUUACAUCGAGCUGCUCACUCUGUCUGGCGACUACUACAAAUACCUGGGAGAACUACACAAGAACAUGGAAGAGCUCAAGAUGCGUAACACCAGGAUCGACCUGUUGGAGGAGGAGCUACGGCUCCUCAAAGAGGAUAUCAGGUACCGCAACACUAAGAACAGUUCUCUGGAGGAGGCGUUAGCUCGCUACCGGCUGGAGCUGUCCCAGUCGCAGGAGCAGCUCCACUCUGUGGAGGAGGUGAAGAGGAGCAAGGCCCUGCAGUGCAGCGUCACCCAGGACUCCCUUGCUUCCACACACAGCCAACUGAAGGAGCUGCAGGAGCAGGUGGCCCGCCUCACCUCCAUCAUCGAGGAGGAGAAGAGGAAGAGGAUGCUGGCGGAGGAGCGCUACAGGGAGCAGCAGGAGGAGCACGAGCAGGUGCUGAGGAGGAGGCAGAAGGAGCUGGAGGAGGCCAACUGGGCAAAGAUGGAGGUGGAGAAGAGUGUGGGGGACCGGGAUAGGGAGGCGGAGAGGCUACGGAGGCAGCUGGAGGAGGAGGUGCGACGCUGCAAGGACCUGGAGCAGGAGCUGUCUAAGGUAAGGAGCCAGUGCAGUGUGGAGAUCAGUAAACUAAAGCUCAGCUACGAGUCCCAGAUCACCUUCUGCAGGACAGACAUCCAGCACCUGUCUGCCCAGAGGGAGGAGGUGGACCAGGGCAUCAGACUGCAGUGUGAUAAGCUAGAGGCCGAGAGGAGAGACCAGGAGGACCAGCUCAGGAGGCUAAAGGUGUGUCUGAGCCAGGCCGAAGAGCAGAGGAGGAGGGCCGAGGAGGAGGCGCAUGCUCAGAAAUCUGUGGUCACAGAGGAGGUGCGGAGGAGGAGGGAGCUGGAGGCUCAGGUGGAGAUGUUAGUUAGGGAGAGAGGGGAGGACAGUAAUCAGUAUAGAGAGGAGGUGUCAGAGCUCACAAAGGCCCUGAAGGAGAGGAGCGGCCAGCAGGUUCUCCUCACACACAGCCUGGAGGAGGAGCAGAGGAGGAGGAGAGCCCUGGAGGAGGAGAGGAUCAGGCUUGAGCUGCUCCUGGGGGAGAUUCAGGCCAAGCAGGCCUCCUACUCCCAGGCUGUCACCCGGGUGAGAGAGUUGGAGGAAGAGCAGGUUAGCAUCAGUACAGAGUUUAAGAAGGAGAAUGGUGAGAAGAAUAAGGCAGAGCAGAGUGUAACCAGGUUACAGGGACAGGUCAGGGAGCUGCAGGCCACGGCUGAUAGGCUAGAGGGGGAGGCAGAGGCCCUGAGGAGAACCAACCAGGAGGAGGUGACCAAGAGGAGGCACGUGGAGACAGAGCUCCAGAAAACCACCCUCACCAUGCGGGAGUACACCAGCACCAUCGCCACCCUACGCCGGAGCCAGGAGGAGGCCCAAACCACAGGGAGGAGGGGAGAGGAGGAGCACAGGAAGCUCCAAGUGGAGCUGGAGAGUAGGUUGAAGGAGUUCAAGGCCUCCACUGAGCGCCUGACGUCCCUGAGCUCGGAGCUGAAGUCUCUCCAACAGCAGCUCCUCCAAGAGCAGGCUAAAGUCCGUGAGGCAAACAUGCGCAAUGAAACACUCUACAAGACCAUUGAGGAAAAGAGCCUGGCACUCAACGAGAACUCUGUAGAACGGGAGAGACUCCAGACCCUGACCCAGACACUGACCAAGGAGCGACUGCGGCUCGAGGAGGAGCUGAGGGGAGUGAAGCACGAGAGAGAGGAGUUGCUGAGAACCAGGCAGGGGGCUGAUGAUGAGCUGGUGUCCCAGAACACUGCUCUGGAGCUGCAGCUAAAGAGCAGCUUGAGAAGCAGCGUGGAGACCCAGAUCCUCGUGGCAGAGCUCUCUUCAGAGAGGGAGAAACUCAGGAUGGAGAUAGAUCAAGUCCAGAGGCAGGCCAUGGAGACCUCCUCUCUGAUCCAGUCUACCAAGACCCAGUACAGUGAGAUGGUGGUGGAGAGAGAUGCUCUUCUGCUAAAGCUGAAACAGACAGACCAGGACAGGGCCAGGUCCCAGAAGCUGGAGGAAGAACUAAACCGCAUCAAACUCUCUCUGGAGUCCGAGUUACGCCUCAAACUACGUCUGCAGGAGGAGAACGAGAAGGUCAAGAAUGACUUCCUGUACUGGAAGGGCCAGUACGAGUCCAAGGAGGGUGCGGUGAGGCAGUUCGACUCCGUGAAGGCGAAACUGGAGCGGGAGAGGAGCUCUCUUGAGACUGAGAUUGAGCGGCUGAUGAGAGAGCUGAGGGAGGGGGAGGACAGGUAUAAGAGCAGGCUGCUGAUCACGCAGACCCAGCUCUCUGAAUUGACCUCUGUCAGAGACACCCUGGAGGCAGAUUUGAGGAAACUCAGGAAGCAGCAUGACGCCUGCGCCAAACACACCCAGACGGACGAGAACGGGAAGAAAGACCUGGACCCCGCCACACUGGUUUUCGACGGUGUCCGUAAGACAGUGACAGCCAAGCAGCUGCUAGACUGCGGGGUCAUCGACAAGUCAACCUAUGGCCAGUUGUUGAAGGGUCAGAAGACGGUCCGUGAGGUAUCUGUGGACAUCAAACUGAAUCUGAAAGGGACCGGCAUCAUCGCUGGUGUUGCUGGAGACGGUCAGGAUAAAAUGACUCUCACAGAGGCCAAGAGAGCCAACAUCCUCUCUAAAGACAGCGCCACCUUGCUGCUGGAGGCCCAAGCUGCCACAGGCCACAUAGUGGAUCCCAGAGCCAACGAGAAGAUGUCGGUGGAGGAGGCAAUUAAGAGAGGAGUGGUGGAUGAGGAGGAUAGAGAGAGGUUGCUGGCUGCAGAGGCUGCCUGUCUGGGGUACCGCGACCCCAAUACUACCAAGCCCCUGUCAGCAGGCCAGGCUAUGAGAAAGGGCCUGAUCAAUAGAGACACAGCUCUACGGAUGCUGCAAGCCCAGGAGUCUGUUGGGGGCAUCAUAGACCCGGUCCUCAGUGUCUUCCUCCCUAAAGAUGCAGCCAUGGACCGGGACCUGAUUGACGAGGACCUGUACAGGGCCUUAAACCAACGACCUGAGUGUUACCUGGACCCAGACACCCAGAUGGGAAUCAGCUACGUCUCCCUAAAGAGGAGAUGCAAGUCCGAACCCACCACUGGUCUCCUGCUCCUCCCUGCCCCAGAGAAGCCCAUUACGGUGAAGGGUCUCAGGGGAGAGGUGUCUAUCAAGGAUCUGAUGGAUGCUAACCUCUUGGAGAAAUCGGACAUGGACCAACUGAAGGAUGGAAAACUGACCAGCCAGGACAUCGAGGACCGGUUGAGGUCGUACCUCCAAGGCUCCACCUGCAUCGCAGGGGUUUAUGACGAGGCCAACCACAAGACCCUAUCCAUUUACCAGGCCAUGAAGGAAGGGUUACUGAGGCCCGGCACAACCCUGGAGCUCCUCGAAGCCCAGGCUGCCUCGGGAUUCAUGAUCGAUCCCAUCAACAACCUCUGUCUGACCGUGGCCGAUGCCUACAAGAGCGGCCUCGCUGGGCCCGAGUUCAAAGACAAACUCCUGUCUGCAGAGAGGGCCGUCACCGGGUACAAAGUCCCAGGCACGGACAAGAUCAUCUCCUUGUUCCAAGCCAUAGAGAAGGGGCUGAUGGAGAAGGGACAUGGGAUCCGUCUACUAGAGGCUCAGAUUGCCAGUGGUGGCAUCAUCGACCCCAGGCACAGCCACCGCAUCGAGGUGGAGACUGCCUAUAAGAAGGGCUACUUCGGCAAGGAGAUGAACCAGAUCCUGACAGACGAAGCAGACGUCUCCAAGGGCUUUUUCGAUCCCAACAACCAGGACAACCUGACUUAUCUCCAGCUAAAGAAACGCUGCAUCAUAGACCAGAAGACUGGCCUGGUUCUCCUGCCCAUCAAGGACAAGAAGAAGGAGCCUCCACAGACAACGACACAGAAGAAUACUCUGAGGAAGAGGAGGGUGGUGAUCGUAGACCCAGACACCAAUAAGGAGAUGAGUGUGAAGGAAGCAUACGACAAGGGGCUCAUCGACUACGAGACCUUCCUGGAGCUGUCGCAGCAGGAGUGUGAGUGGGAGGAGAUUACGAUCACAGCCCAGGAUGGAUCCUCGCGAUUGGUCAUCAUCGACAGGAAGACUGAGAUCCAGUAUGACAUCAGAGAGCUGCUAGAGAAGAAGGUGAUUGACCAAUCAGUGUACGACCAGUACCGAUCCCAGAAAAUCACUCUCGCACAGUUUGCUAAAAUCAUCACCAGCAAGACCAACUCCACCAGAUCCUCCUCCUCCUCAACAUCCUCAUCCAAAACCAGAGCAUCAGCAACAUCAGCAUCCUCCCUGUCUUCACCAACCACCACCUCUCAGCGGAUCACUUCCAACAAGGCUGAGAAGACGAGCUCCAUCCUUGGUGGCUCCACCACUGGUAGCUCCACCAUAAAUGGUUCCAGCAUUGGCAGCUCCUCUGGUGGCUCCCUUGGCAGUUCCAUCACCUCCAGAACCACCACCAUCAGCUCCUCUACCCAGCCCGAUGGCCAUCCCUCCCACAGCUCCCUGAAGAACAGCGCCAGCAUCUCGGUCUCCCUGGCUGGCCCUGCUGAAGCUGUGGUCUUGGAUGGGGAGCGAAGCCCUGUGGGCGCCAUCUUUGACAUGGAGGCCCUAGAGAAGAUUUCCAUCUCUGAGGCCCACAAACGUGGCCUGGUGGACAGCAUCUCUGCCCAGAGACUACUGGAGGCCCAGGCUUGCACAGGAGGCAUUGUAAACCCUUCCGAUGGCAGGCGCCUGUCCAUCCAGGAGGCCUCCCGCCAGGGGAUCAUCGAGAAUGACAUGGCUACCAGGCUGAAGCCUGCCCAGAAGGCCUACAUUGGGUUUGAAGACAUCAAGUGUAAACGCAAGAUGUCCGCCGCCGAGGCCAUGAGGGAGAAGUGGCUUCCCUAUGAGGCGGGCCACCGCUUCCUGGAGUUCCAGUUUGUCACUGGAGGCCUGUAUGACCCGGAGCUAGGCCACAGGAGAACCAUCGAGGAAGCUCUCAAAGUGGGCUGGCUGGACGGGAGGGCAGCCCAGAAGCUCCAGGACAUGAGGCACCACGCCAAGAACCUAACCUGUCCCAAGACAAAGCUGAAGAUCUCUUAUAAAGAAGCGUUGGAUAACUGCUUGUUGGAGGAGAAUACGGGAGUCAAGAUGCUCCAGGCUGCCUCCACCUCCUCCAGAGGGAUCAGUAGUCCGUACAACUUCUCUUCGGCUCCCGGGUCCACCUCGGGCUCCAGGACCGGGUCGAGGACGGGCUCGCGGAGAGGCAGCGUGGACCUGGGGUCGCCUAGCUCCUCCAGCCGAUACAGCGUCAUAAGCAGCUCCACAUACAGCCGCACCUCCUUCAGUUCUAGCUCCAUUUCAUAGGGGAAAGAGGGAAAACGAUUAAUUAAUUAAUUAAUUAACUUAGUUGUCUUACUCUUUGCAUACUUUUAGUUUUUGUUUUUACAUAUUACCUUUUGCUUUACUUAUGUAAGGAAAACCUGCUUAUUGGUCAGUUAGAAAUGUGCCUGUCCUAGAUAGAGGUACCAUCACAUGUUGUUUGUUCUGUUUAAAGUGGUAAAAGAUGGAUAAGAAUGGAAAAACACAUUUGUAGGUGUUUGAAUUGAAGUAAAAUUUUAAGUAAAACUUUAUGUAUACUGAGCAAAAAUAUGAAACGCAACAUGGAACAAUUUCAAAGAUUUUACUGAGUUACAGUGUAUAUACAAGGAAAUCAGUCAAUUUAAAUAAAUAAAUUAGGUCCUAAUCUAUGGAUUUCACAUGACUGGGCAAGGGUGCAGCCAUGGGUGGGCCUUGGAGGUCAUAGGCCCACCCACUUGGCAGCCAGGCGCACCCACUGGGGAGCCAGGCCCUGCCAAUCACAAUGAGUUUUUAGUCCUCAGCAACCCCCCACACACACCCCCCUCAGACAAUCCCGUAGGUCAAGAAGCCGAAUGUGGAGGUCUUGGGCUGGCGUAGUUACACGUGGUCUGCGCUUGUGAAGCCGGUUGUACGUACUGCCAAAUUCUCUAAAAACGACAUUGGAUGUAGCUUAUUGUAGAGAAAUUAACAUUAAAUUCUCUGGCAACAGCUCUGGCGGACAUUUCUGCAGUCAGCAUGCCAAUUGCACGCUCCUUCAAAACUUGAGACAUCUGUGGCAUUGUGUUGUGUAACAAAACUGCACAUUUUAAAGUGGCCUUUUAUGGUCCCCAGCACAAGGUGCACCUGUGUAAUGAUCAUGCUGUUUAAUCAGCUUCUUGACAUGCCACACCUGUCAGGUAGAUGGAUUAUCUUGGCAAAGGAGAAAUGCUCACUAACAGGGAUGUAAACAAAUGUGUGCACAAAAUUUGAGAGAAACAAGCUUUUUGUGCGCAAGGAACAGUUCUGGGAUUUUUUAUUUUGUCUCAUGAAAUAUGGGACCAACACUUUACAUGUUACGUUUAUAUUUUUGUUCAGUGUAAAUUGGCUUUGUUCUCUCAGACAGCAUGAUACGACCACUUCGUUGUCAGACAUGUUUCCAAACUCCAUAGUACUACAGUUUAAAUUUGAUUCAUUUUGGUGACAAUAAUUAAAAAAUGUAAUGAAUGUAUAAAAGGUUGGAUGUGUGUUUGUGUUUUGGAGAAGAUUAAUAGGUGUUAUGUUUACUUUGAAUUUGGAAGUACAGUAGUGUUUUUUGCAUGGGAUGUGAGGUGUCAUAACAUUGCUUAGUGUUUAUACUGUUAGUGUAAUAUGGGGCUGUCUUCUUUUAACACAUGGUAACAAUUUUUCUAUUUCUUAAAAUAAAAUGUUACAUCAUU
Messenger RNA from Salmo salar (Atlantic salmon), 10011 nucleotides. RefSeq names its product desmoplakin-B. Gene Ontology annotation, molecular function: structural molecule activity. Gene Ontology annotation, biological process: skin development; intermediate filament cytoskeleton organization; cell-cell adhesion. The record is from RefSeq and is a predicted model, not a curated record. NCBI's taxonomy places the organism in Eukaryota, Metazoa, Chordata, Actinopteri, Salmoniformes, Salmonidae. Gene Ontology annotation, cellular component: intercalated disc; plasma membrane; intermediate filament.